ACGCCACUGCGCGAAGUACGGAAUUGAAUGGUGCGGUCGUGCUAGGCCAUAUUUCAAAUAAUCGCUUCCGGCGCUGUUGGAAUGCGAAAGAAAGUCGAAAUCUCACAACCUGUGCAACUGACCGGUUCUCACGAUGAUGGCCAGCGUAGUCUAUUCGAUUGUGUACCUGGUGCUCUGCUUUUUUCUCAUCUUCCCCACGACGGAGAUCGAAUCGAUCGGAUUCACGGUGGACAACCUGUGCUCGCGCUACUAUGCCGACAACUUUCUGCAGCACAACAUGAAGCUAACGACACUGAAGAUGCUCAUCCAUUAUACGAUGCCACUAACUUACGUGGGUUACAUGACGCUAAUGAGUUGGUUCAAUCCGGAAGACUUCGAUCCGGAAAAGCCGGUUUGGACAAUAGUCGCCCGGGGUGGGGUGCUGGCCGGAUUCGCGUUUCUAGCGCUGUUAGAUGCCGGCAUCGCACUGUACUGGUCUUGGAACGAUUGGGACAAUCAUCCGGUAGCGACGCAGCUACGUCAGUUCACCACCGCCACAAUGCCCAACUGGCGCGCCGUGGCCACGAUCAUAAACGACGAGUACAGACGGGAUACAAAGAUGGUGGUACGGUUGAGUGCUAUUUCACGGCUGGUGGUGACCGAAAACUGGAUAAUCGAAGUUAGAAUGUACGGGAUGAAUGUAGCACAACAGAGUAACACGGUCAUGAUGGUGUACAAGGUUGAAACACAGGCCGUCAUCACGGACACGUUCGCGGACUCCCAAUACGUCAACAUUGCUGUGCAUCAGCUGCGGCCGCAGGAGAAAAAGUUCGAUAUUCGACUCAACGGAACACACUACAGGGACCUGCGCGAUCACGUCCGCUGCCCGGUCAUCGUACUGUCGUCGGUCAAAUUCCAAAGCCUUACCGACCGGUUCGUGGAUGUGUUCCGGCAGGAGGUUGCGCUCAACCCCACCGUUCCGAAUCCGGCGGCGCUGGAGGACACCUGCUUGGCUUGUCUGCAGGCGCAGCCGGACGUAAAGAUUGAGAAACACUGUCUCGAUGUUGACCGCGAGGGUCGGCUGCUGCCGGACUCGGAGCGCUGCGAACAGUGCCACUGUCGGCCGCACUGGUGCCUCAGCUGUCUUGCGAACUGGUUCGUGUCGACGCAGCAGCGAUCCGAGUGGGACACUUGGCUGAGCAAGAAGGCCACCUGUCCGAUGUGUCGGGCCAAAUUUUGUGUGCUGGACGUGUGUUAUUUGGAGAACGCAGUUCCACAGGAGCAAGAAUAAAU
Anopheles bellator is the source of this 1272-nucleotide messenger RNA. RefSeq names its product transmembrane protein 129. Lineage: Eukaryota; Metazoa; Arthropoda; Insecta; Diptera; Culicidae. The coding region runs from base 134 to 1270 and encodes 378 amino acids. Gene Ontology annotation, biological process: protein ubiquitination. Gene Ontology annotation, cellular component: endoplasmic reticulum; membrane. The record is from RefSeq and is a predicted model, not a curated record. The transcript has 3 exons. Gene Ontology annotation, molecular function: ubiquitin protein ligase activity.